Molecule: messenger RNA, 5177 nt
Organism: Lepisosteus oculatus (spotted gar)
Lineage: Eukaryota; Metazoa; Chordata; Actinopteri; Semionotiformes; Lepisosteidae
Product: somatostatin receptor type 2
Biological process (GO): cellular response to estradiol stimulus; neuropeptide signaling pathway; cellular response to glucocorticoid stimulus
Cellular component (GO): plasma membrane; neuron projection
Molecular function (GO): somatostatin receptor activity; neuropeptide binding
Source: RefSeq, a predicted model, not a curated record
AUUUGCUUCUGCAGCAGGUGAUCGAGCGUCCCCCGAAAACCUGACGUCAAGACGAACUGUGAAGACUCUGGUGCUCUGGUAACAGAUGAGGCUAGGGACAUCGUGCCGGUAGCUCCAUCUGCGUUUCAAGCUGGAACCUACCGCAAAAGCAGCCCACAGCUGUUUCCAAGCGCACUCGCCUGAUGGUAUCAGGUAGUAAAAAGAGAUGAGCGCGCUAUCGCUCCCUUUCUUCCCACGGCAGCAUAGAAGGAACGUCUUCAGAUCAAAAAGGCUUUGGGUACAGGCGGCUUCGACGCAGAACGACGAGUCUCUUUUGGCUCCGAGCUUUUAACUGCUAUCUGGUUAUAUUCAUUUAGACCGGCAAGAUAUGUUCGGAAACAAAUAGUGACUUUGUCAUUUUUUUUCAGGGAAGAGCACUUGUUACUUUUUUUCUUGGCAAUCGUGUACCACUUCGAAGAAAUCCUUCUUUAGUGUUAUAAUACGAGCUUUUAGCGCACAGGUGUGUGAUAAAGAAGAAUACAUAGAACCGUAGGGAUUUGAAGGCAGAAUGGUGGCAUUCUUCGGAUUUUUUGGCUUUUCCAUAACUGUUAACCAACCAAAAAAUGUUCAAUGUAUAUUUUUUCCUCACUAGAAUGGAUUCCAUGUGGCAAGAGGGUUUUGCAUCCUUUUAACUAAAGGCCAAUGUCAUACAUGAAGUAUAUAAACAACUGAAGGGAAUAGGCAAAAUGGAUCCUGAGACUUUCUCUGCAUUCCCAAACCUAACAGACCCUUGGAUGUAUGAUGGCUUAAUCAUGGGAAAUGAGUCUACGAACAACACAGGAGGCAAGACUGAAAUCUUUACAGACCACAACUUUGACAAGACAACCACCAUGAUCAUCACAUUCAUGUAUUUUGUGGUGUGUGCAGUGGGGCUUUGCGGAAACACCUUGGUCAUCUACGUCAUCCUACGCUAUGCCAAGAUGAAGACCGUCACCAACAUCUAUAUCCUCAACCUGGCCAUCGCGGAUGAGCUCUUCAUGCUGGGGUUGCCCUUCUUUGCCAUCCAGCUCGCGCUUGUCCACUGGCCCUUUGGCCAAGUCCUCUGCCGCAUAGUGAUGACAGUGGAUGGACUAAAUCAGUUCACCAGUAUCUUCUGCCUGACAGUGAUGAGCAUCGACAGGUACCUGGCUGUGGUUCAUCCCAUCAAGUCCACCAAGUGGAGGAAGCCCCGCAUGGCCAAGAUGAUAAACUUGGCAGUCUGGGGGAUCUCUCUGCUUGUCAAUCUGCCUAUUAUUAUCUACAGUGGCUUGCUGACAAAGAACAACACAAGCAGCUGCACCAUAAUUUGGCCCAAUCCGCCAGAGGCCUAUUACACAGGCUUCAUGUUCUACACCUUCUUCCUUGGGUUCUUUCUGCCCCUGAUGGUCAUCUGCCUCUGCUACCUGCUCAUUAUCAUCAAGGUGAAGUCCUCGGGAAUCCGGGUGGGAUCGUCAAAGAGGAAGAAGUCAGAGAGGAAGGUCACGAGGAUGGUCUCUAUUGUGGUGGCUGUUUUUGUGUUUUGCUGGCUACCAUUCUACGUCUUCAAUGUCACCUCUGUGACCGGCACCAUUAACACCACACCCGUGCUUAAGACCACCUUCGAUUUUGUGGUGGUCCUGGGCUAUGCCAACAGCUGUGCGAACCCCAUCCUCUAUGCCUUCUUGUCUGAGAACUUCAAGAAGAGCUUUCAGAAUGUCCUGUGUCUCAAGAAGGUGGGAGGCCUGGAUGAUAUAGACAGGAGCGACAGUCGGCAGGACAAGACCCGGAUGAUGAAUGAUGCCACGGACACACAAAGCACACUGCUAAAUGGAGACCUGCAGACCAGCAUCUGAGUGAAUGGAGGAUUGCCAAGUUUAAAAUCUGUUUCACCCCCUCCCACCAUCAGUAUGGAAAUGGUUGAUUAAGUGUCAGAACUUAAGUGAUGGAAGACUUGCUGUACACUUACUGCACACAGUGUUCCUCUGGGACACUUUGAAGCCUUUGUGUCUGAUGCACCAAGCAACGGUGCACACCGAAGAAGCUGUGUCCAAUGUGAAUGGUCCUGUACCCUGUGGUUGUGUAAUACUUUUUCCCAAGGACAGUAGGAGGUUAUAGGUUUCAACACAGACGUUUUAACUUAUUUAGAAAGAAAGAUUAAUAAUUUAUUCACCCGUACUGCUUUUUACUGUUUAUAUGGAGAGGUGAGUCUUGAUCAUUCAGAAAUCACGGACUGCACAAUGAAAACUUCUUUCACCGAAUGUAAAGCAGUAAUAGCAAUUUUGGAAGUUUUGUCUUUCUAACAUUCAGAAAUAUUUAAGCAUUAUAGAGGUAUCUUAAAAAAAGAAUGUCAAUUUAAUAGAAAAAAUGCUCUCAGUACUGCAAAUUCAUUUAUAGAGAUAUUCAUUAUUUCUGGUUUUUAUCUCAGGCCCCUCUGUGGAAGACAAAAAUAUAUUUUUAAAUAUUUCUUCUAUUUUAAAGAAUACAGUAGCACUAUCACAGCAGAAGAGAUUUCCAACACUUAAAUAAGAAACACUACUGUAUCCAUGAAGUGGCUCUAAUUUCUACUGUUAGUAUCAUGGACAUCUGCAGGGUGCAGCAUUUUACUUUGCCUGUGGGUCUGUGUUAUGGUGCAUUGUUCUGGUUUAAUCUGCCACUGUUACUCAUACUGCUGAGGCGUGUAAUUCAGGUUAAAAGCAUUUGAUGAAACCUAGAAAGGGUAUUACCUUUUGACAACCAUUUGUGUUCUGUUGCUGCAGUAGGGCUGAACUUCUGUCUGUUAUCUGACACUUUUUUCACAAGACGUUAGAAUGUGCUGUCCUCUUGUUUUGUAGUAGAAAAUACUCUUUUUCGGGUGCACCUUACUUCAUUACCAAAGUUAGUUGCUCAUGUUGUGGAAAUCCACAUUUUUAUCCUGGGCAGGGGAUGCUACCUCCAGCCUGUGUUAGACAGCAGUGACCAUCUGGAAUUAUUAAACAUAACAUUGACGCAUUUCAAGUAUCAGCAAUUCAAUGUGCGUGUCCUGGUGCUGUUCUAUGGUUACAUGUAGCAGCUGAUUAAUUUUGCCAGGUGAUCCAAGCCUUUCGGCAAUGUACAAAUGAGCUCACCUGCUAUCUGGAUUCACUUCUUGAACCAGACUAACUAUACAACCAGUACUGCAAUGUGGAAUAACGUUUAUAUUAAAAUUCCAUUCUCAGUUAGGGCUGCUCUAAUUUGCCAUUAAUAACAAUUAACAUCUGGGAAAAUUAAAUCCCUAGUAAUUACACAGAACAGUAAAAACUGCAAUUCUCCUGUUAAAGCUGUAUAGAUGUUAUUUAAUCAUGAUCAUGUAUCUAAAAGCAAAGCAAUAGUAUUCUUUUUUUGACACAAAAGUUUUGGUUUUUUGUGCAUAGUUUUCUGAUGUUUGUCAAUAUAUUGAUCCAUCCCGAGCAAUUCAUAAAGAAAUGUUUGGAAUAAAUGUGGAGUGAUAAGUUACACUGUAUCCAUUAUUAUUAAAAAGCCUUUUUGUUAUUUUACAUGUACACUAUACAUAUAAACACAACUUUAAAAUGCGUAUUUAAAUUAAACAGCAUACGUGGAAAUCUUGAUUGUAAUUUAUACUGUCAACUGUUAGCUUUUAAUCCUUUAACUCUGCAGAAAAAUAGUAAUUAUUCUGUCUCUCAGAAUACUGAGGAACUUGCAAAGUAUUAUUAUAAUAAUGCUAAUGGAUGUGAUUGUUAAACAUCAAAAUAAAGGGCCUUCAAGAGAGAAUCAGGCUGGAAUAGAGGAUGGAAAUGUGCAAAGAAUUUAUCAAGCACAAAGUCAACAAAAAAUGUACUUUGAUAAAAAAGGAAUAAAUGAUGCCACAGGGCUUAAAUGCUAUUGAUACUAUACAAGUAGGCCACUUUAUUUCCUUUGAUAUUAUUGCUGUUCGUUGCUGACCUCUCCACAAAAGAUUGAAAAUAGAUGGAUUGUUGCUAUUGGUAAUAUACAUAUGGCUACAUUUCUAAAAAGAUGUAACCACAAACUUCCAUCUCCUGGCUGUGGGUGAACAUUCUCUUUUAAAAUCUUGUCCUAAAAAUGUAGUCUGUCCUGAGGUGACAAGUGUAAAAUACUUCAUGUAUAUAAAGCACUUGCAUGAUAAGUAGAAUUUGGUUAAUAUCUUACUGAUUUUCUGUUAAAAGAUGAGUUUAAACCAGAAGAAACUGAAAGUUUGGACAGGAAAAGAAACCAACAGGAAGACAAUGCCGAUUGUGACUCACUCUAUGAUGUACAGUAUAUUUACAUCUUUGUCUAGCUUUUGACUUUUUAUGGGAAGCUAGAAGUUUUAGGCCAUCUUUGCGGAUGUGGAGAGGCUGGCAAUGUGGAAAGAUGUUUUUGUACGAGCUUGUGUACUAAAGGUAUAAAAGAAUGUUCCAGCCCAAAAUGUGCUGUUGUGUUCUCAUGUCCCUGAGAUGGUCUCCUUGCUGUUACAGUAAAAAAAAACAACAGAAAGGAGAAAUGUUGAAGAACAUGACUUCCAUAGUUAUGUUAGCAUAGCUUGUUCUAGUAGAGAUCUAGUUCACUCAGUAAAAACACUUUGCAAGUUCAGUUCUCUUUCUCCUCCCAAUCCCUCUAAAAUUUGUGAAGGGCUAGAACAUGUACUCUUGAGUGCAGCGUUCCUACUUAACAACUAUUUGUCAACUAUUCUGCCGAACUUUGAUAAAUGGCAGGGACCUACAACUUGUAAAUUGUGCCUUUUAUUAUCUGGUACUCCUCCCUCAAGGAAAUCCAGAAUCAUCCUUUUUUUGUUUUGCUCAAUUCUCCCCCUUCCGCAUUGUUGCCUAUUGUUUACACAAUUAUUGUGUUUUUGUGUCUGGUAAUUAUCAUAAUAGACUUGAGAGUAUGACCUGUUUUCCUGCAUUCAUCAUUAUUCUGUUUCUCCGGCUACAUCCUGCUCAUGAGUUGGUGUAAAAUUCUUUACCUCUAAUUGUGAAAACAUGCUUAAAUUCUUUGAUUGUUGCAAGCAACAUAAGACUUUACACAAUAUGCUCUUUUCAUCUCUAGUAACUGAAAACAUUAAUGAUAAUGCAUUGCAUUUAAAUGCAUUGAUCUCCAUGUUCUGUCUUGAAGCUUGCUGUUCAAUAUCUGCUUUAAUGUAUAUGUUGUUUGUAUUUAUUGUUUAAUUAAUCUUUUUGAAAUUGCUUGUUAAUCUGCCUUUUUUU